Messenger RNA from Syngnathus acus (greater pipefish), 1873 nucleotides. RefSeq names its product protein disulfide isomerase family A, member 8 (gene pdia8). Gene Ontology annotation, biological process: response to endoplasmic reticulum stress; protein folding. Gene Ontology annotation, molecular function: protein disulfide isomerase activity. Lineage: Eukaryota; Metazoa; Chordata; Actinopteri; Syngnathiformes; Syngnathidae. The coding region runs from base 33 to 1508 and encodes 491 amino acids. The record is from RefSeq and is a predicted model, not a curated record. Gene Ontology annotation, cellular component: endoplasmic reticulum; cell surface. The transcript is spliced from 13 exons.
GUCCAAUUUGGUUGGAAACGUUAAUAUUGGUCAUGGCGGCUGGCCGUCGUCUCCUCGCUGUCGUUACGUUUUUGCUCUUCGCCCUUUUUCCGGCCUUGCUCUCGUCCCGCAGUGACGUGCUCGUGCUCGGAAACGCCGACUUCGACUACUUGGCAACCGAGCACGACACCAUGCUCGUCAAAUUCUACGCGCCUUGGUGUGGCCACUGUAAGAAGUUAGCUCCAGAGUUUGAGAAAGCAGCUGGCAAACUGAAGGGAACUGUGCAGCUAGCAAAGGUGGACUGCACGGCCCAAGUGGACACGUGUAGUCGCUUCGGUGUGUCAGGAUACCCGACGCUGAAGAUCUUCAGGAAUGGGAAGGAUUCCGCCUCCUACGAUGGUCCUCGGUCUGCUGAGGGGAUCUUUGAGUACAUGGCAAAGCAGACUGGUCCGGAUUCUGUGAAGUUGCUGACCGAAGAAGACCUGCAGACCUUCGUCCGCCACGACGACGCUUCCAUCGUCGGUGUGUUUUCAGACGAGGACAGCUCUAGCCUGAGUGACUUUGUGAAAGCUGCGGGACUUUUGCGAGAUCAGUUCCGAUUCGCUCACACCACACAAAUGACGCUGGCCGCCCCCUAUGGACUCCAAACAGAAGGCAUCUUGUUGUUUCGGCCUCCCCGAUUGGCCAGUCCGUUUGAGGACAGCGUUGUUGUUUUGCCAGAUUUCUGGACCAUCCCGUCUUUGAGACGCUUCAUCCGAGAUCACGUAUUUGGACUUUGUCCUCAUAUGACCUCGGAGAACAAAGAUCUUCUGAGAGUUCGUGAUCUCCUGACUGCCUUUUACAACGUGGACUUCCAACACGACGCCCCAGUCUCCAAGUACUGGAGAAACAGGGUGAUGAAGGUGGCGACCAAGUACGCAGGACGGGGCCUCUUCUUCUCAGUUGCCAAUCAGAAAGACUUCCAGGCCGAGCUAGAGAAUGAGUUUGGUGUGGGGACGUCCGACGGCGGAGAGGUUCCCCUGGUGACCAUCCGCACCAAAGCGGGUCACAAGUACACCAUGAGGGAGGAGUUCACGAGGGACGGCACCUCUCUGGAGAGGUUUCUGGACCAGUACUUCGCCGGGCAGCUGAAACGCUACGUCAAGUCAGAGCCUGUCCCUGACAGAAACGCCGGCGCCGUUAAGGUGGUGGUGGCUGAGUCCUUCGACGCCCUUGUCAACCAACCUGACAAAGAUGUCCUGAUCCAGUUUUACUCGCCGGCCUGUCCGAACUGCAAGAAGCUUGAACCGGUUUACACCGCGCUGGCUGAGACGCUGUCUUCAGAUGCAAGCGUGGUCGUCGCCAAAAUGAACGCUGUGGAUAACGACCUGCCGCCCGGCUACGUCGUCCAAGGGUACCCGACCAUCUACUUGGCGCCAGCUGGAAGGAAGAACGAGCCAGUCCGAUACCAGGGUGGGCGGGAGCUGCGAGACUUCCUGCGCUUCUUGCAACAACAAACCGGCCAGCGCCACCUUCAACGGGAACUCUGAUUGGCGUCGGUGUUUGAGUCCUAAGCGGAGUGUGGCUGCGGCCGCCAUUCUCAGCAACUCCUUGCAGCCUUGCCGAGAUGCUUUAUCUGAAACGGCAAGAACGUACAAUCGGAAAAGUCAUUGCAUUUUAACGAGGUACAAAAGGUGACAAACCCUGCUGUGAAAGUAAAACUUGAAGAACUCCAAGAUUCCGUCCUCCUUGGGUAGCACUUAUCCGUGAUGAUGCAUCUAUGUAUGGCAAAAAAAGACGUACGUGUUUGCGCACUGGGCAUGGGAGGUGCGGCCGGACCCCUCUGCACGCAACCCUUGCAUUGAUUUGUUUGUAACCUUUGUAAAGGCUCGGAUUCAUUGAUUGAUUGCUCUGU